Halteromyces radiatus is the source of this 448-nucleotide messenger RNA. RefSeq lists its product as uncharacterized. NCBI's taxonomy places the organism in Eukaryota, Fungi, Mucoromycota, Mucoromycetes, Mucorales, Cunninghamellaceae. The transcript has 5 exons. The coding region runs from base 125 to 448 and encodes 107 amino acids. The record is from RefSeq and is a predicted model, not a curated record.
GGAGUCCUUGGAAGUCCUGCCAUUUGCGGUAUGGUUUGGAAAGAAUUAGGGGAUAAUAUCAUAACUGGUCAGUGGAGCGUAUCUAUUAAAACCGGAACAAGCUACCUACCUUGAUGGUCUUAAAAUGUCAGAUGUACUGCUAGUGGCAACCCUUCUUUCUCUCCGAACUCAUGAUGAUGAUGACAUUCAAUUGCAAUAUGAUACAAGACAUCCACUAGUUAUUGAGAAGGUAACAUGUAUCAUGAUUGUCGCCUAUACAAUCAAAUCACUGGUUACGGCUCUUCUAAUGGUUGGGAGUGGAUGGAAUGACAAUUAUGAUGUGAAGUUGCAUGGUCUAUCCUACGGUGUCAUCAACGAGAUCGUUAUUUUCGUUAAGAGAGAAGACGAACAGUCAACAGUAUACAGUCCUUUCGAUAAGGAUGAUGAUAGAGGACAAAUAGAUAAAUAA